Molecule: messenger RNA, 365 nt
Organism: Vavraia culicis subsp. floridensis
Lineage: Eukaryota; Fungi; Microsporidia; Pleistophoridae
Exons: 1
Coding region: 1-354 (117 amino acids)
Source: RefSeq, a predicted model, not a curated record
AUGGAUUUUAAAAAAUUAACAGUAGUCCAGCUGCGUGAGGAGUGCAGAAAAAGAAACAUAAACUCCGUCAACAUAAAAAAGUCUGAUCUCAUCGACCUCCUUUUAAGAUACGAGGAUGAGAACAAAGCUGUUUACAGGGACGAAGCUGGUGAGUCAUCAUCAGUUCCUUUGGAAUCAAGGUCUUUUGAUGAAUUGUCUGAGUCCGAAAAGAUUCAAGCAAGAAUUCGAAGAUUUGCGUGCAAUAAAUCCGGGAAGGAUUCGGAGGGGGCUAAUGCACUCGAUGCCGUAUAUGCGGAGGAGUUGCAGAAACAGGAGGAACGUCGGCGCAGAUUUGCUAGACCGGCUGAUAAAUAAAAAUGUGCAAA